Molecule: messenger RNA, 5919 nt
Organism: Erpetoichthys calabaricus (reedfish)
Lineage: Eukaryota; Metazoa; Chordata; Cladistia; Polypteriformes; Polypteridae
Product: pyridoxal kinase-like
Exons: 12
Coding region: 433-1353 (306 amino acids)
Biological process (GO): pyridoxal 5'-phosphate salvage
Cellular component (GO): cytosol
Molecular function (GO): pyridoxal kinase activity
Source: RefSeq, a predicted model, not a curated record
AACAUAGAGGGGUUGCACAAGGCGACAAGAGAGAGGAUGGACCCCGUAUGCCCGUGCCUGUCGCGGCAUUUCGCUCCUAGAAACCUGAGGGAAAGCAAGAAGUUGGGCAGCUAGUUCAGAAUGGGCAGGGGCUCUGCAUAAUGCAGCGUUACUAGCAUGUUAGGUACUUCGGGUUUUAGCAAGAGGGCAUUGUCUGUAAAGUGUAGCAGUAAAAAGAGUUUUCCGAAAGUGACAGUUUUCGUAACGGUAGACCCGGUAACAUGUAGCUCAUGAGGUGUUAGCAUGAGGAAGAAUAAAAUGACACGUAAAAAGCGAGUAUGUUAGCAGAAAAUGCAUUGCACUCAAGCUGGCAUUAAGAAAUCCUGGCAUAGUUUGACUACUAAAACGCCGACAACUAUGAGCUGGUGAUCACGUCUCAAAACGCUGAGCGAAAUGGAAUGCAGGGUACUGUCCAUUCAGAGUCAUGUUGUCAGGGGAUACGUCGGUAACAAGUCCGCUUCAUUUCCCUUGCAGGUCCUCGGAUUUGAAGUGGACUCUGUAAACUCUGUGCAAUUUUGCAAUCAUACAGGUUACGCACACUGGAAAGGACAGGUAUUGACAGCAGAUGAACUCCAUGUUCUAUAUGAAGGUCUUAAACUUAACAAUGUGAACCAUUAUGACUAUGUACUGACUGGCUACACAAGAGAUACUUCCUUCCUAGAGAUGGUUGUUGACAUAGUUCAAGAGCUGAAGAGAGAAAACCCUAAUCUUGUUUAUGUUUGUGAUCCAGUUUUAGGUGACCAUGGGUCAAUGUAUGUCCCAGAAAAUCUCUAUCCAGUUUAUAAAGAGAAAGUCGUUCCAGUGGCUGAUAUCAUUACUCCAAACCAGUUUGAAGCUGAGUUGCUUACUGGAAGGAAAAUCAGUACAGAAAAAGAAGCUCUUGAGGUCAUGGAUGUUCUGCAUUCAAUGGGGCCAGAUACUGUUGUGAUUACAAGUUCAGACUUGCCUUCCUCCUUAGGUGAAAAUUACCUGAUUGCACUUGGAAGUCAUUUACAAAUUAAACGUGAUGGUACUAAAGAGAAGCAAAGAAUUCGAAUGGAGAUUCCCAAAGUGGAUGCUGUUUUUGUUGGUACUGGGGAUUUGUUUGCUGCUGUGUUGCUGUCUUGGACACACCUCCAUCCAAAUGAUUUUAAGAUGGCCUGUGAGAAAACUUUUUCAGUUAUGCAUCAUGUCUUACAAAGGACUAUCUCAUGUGCAAAAGCCAUGGCAGGACCAGGAAAUAAGCCUUCAGCCUCUCAGUUGGAGCUACGCAUGGUCCAGAGCAAGAAGGACAUUGAGAAUCCUGAAAUUGUUAUACAUGCAACUGUGUUAUAAGUCACACAUCAGCCUCUAAUAUCGCACAAUGUAAAACUGUUGUAAAUUUGAUCUGUAAUGUGAUAUAUGCCUUAGAUCUAUUACAGAGCACAACAUUUCCAUAAUUUAGUGAGCAGAGAAGGCAAGAAUGGUACUUUUAAGUACAAAAGAAAUACUAAUGAUAAGGGAGAUAGUGUUUCCUUUUCUCAGGCAUCUUCUAUGCUACUUCCAGAGCUGUAAUAACCUGUUAUUUCACAGCUAAACUCAAGCUAAUUUAAAAUAAAUAUAUAAAUAUAUAUACAUAUAUAAAUAUAUACAAAUAAACAAUUUAAAUUACAUGACCAUAUAUAGAUUUUUGUAGUUUCAUAAAAACUUUGCUGCUUCAUGUAAAUAUUAAAUAUUAUAGCCUCUAUCUUUUUUAAUUGAUUAAAGCCUGCAAUCAGUUGUGCUUCUUUAGUAUUAAAUACCUUGACAGCCAUGAGCCAUGAGCCAUGCACAAUUUCUGUUUAACACAUCUACUUGAAUACUUUACAGUUCAUUUGGUAGAACAAGUCACACAAAUAAUCUUGCCUUCAGAUUCUCAUCUUUUUUUUUCAUUUUAUGUAGGCAAACGAUUGUUUAAGGGAAGAGUAACACAUUUUGUUGUUGCUUCAGGGUGUAUAAGACAUGUGACAUUCCACACUGUACCUUCCUGAGAUGCUUAACAUUUUGAAAUGGAAAUGUGCUUAAUGUAUAAGAUGGUGUACCGGGCAACGCAGACUAUAAGAAGCAGAAUUAGCUUCUUGUUUAAACAUAUUUCUAAGUCAAAAUUACAGGACUUUUUUUUAAAGAGAUGAUUGUAAUAACUGUCCAAAUUAUUAUCUUUUUUUAUUAUGUAGAAAUUUUAAUGUUUAAACGAUCGGAUACCUUCAUUUUGUAUUGUAAUUAUUGCUUGGUACAAUUACAUUAUUCUUGUUGCAGGAGAUGUUCAUUAAUCAAAUACUUUACUGAUCUUUGAUUUCUAAGAUUUUUGUAACCUUUACAUUCUUCUGUAGCUAUAUAUGAAGAGUAGCAAAGACUGGGGCUAUUUUUAAAAUUUUUUGGCCAGCCAUGAAGUUAAAAGGUAUGAAUACCUGACCAUUACAACAUUCUUUAUACACUAGUAAUCCCUGUAUCAGGAAUGACAGAAUCAGCCAUUACAUCAAUCAACAGAGAAGAUCCACUUCCAAUUAGCACAGUUUUUGCUGAGAAUAAUGUAGACGUUUUAACCAUGACACAAUUAAUGGUCUAAUGUUGAUAACAUAAGCAGGAUUUGAGAAUCCUAUUCACAUUAGAGUACAUUUAAAAUGGUAUUUUAAUACUACUGCUAUUAUAUUUUGCAGCAUUUGACCAUAGUCUUUUUUCAUUUGUCUCACAUACCAGGUACACAAGUAUUAGUGAUUUCUAUCACUUUUCUUCAGUGAGAAAGAUGCAUUAUUUUUAAUUUCUUUUAGGUAUUUGCCUAGGCAUUAUGGAUACAUACCUCAGUUUUGUUAAAUUGACUAUAACAGAGAUUUUUAUCUUUAUUGGAGAAUACUGUGGUACUUAUUUAUUUAUGUAGAAGUAAAAUGUUAUAUAUGAGCUGCAAUUAAAGAAAGUAUAUUUAAAAAUGCUGAGAAAACAAGGAUCUUGUUUUCUGCAUAUGUAAGUCACUUUAUUGGAGUGCCAUCGUAGGUUAGGAUUCGUUUUAUAUGUUUUGUAAAGCCAUUUGUUCUCCAGUUCCAUAAAAUGUCUAUUGUUUUAUUAAGGUUCUGUGUAGGUUUGUCAUUAUUAGGCACACCCUAAUUCUGUUUCAUCAACAUUUAUUCAGAUCAAAGAGGUUGUUUGCACAGACUACCUUUAAUUUAAUGUCCUGUAUUGUAUCUUGAAUUAUUAUUUUGUGUAUUGAUUAAUCAUAUUUAAAAAUUAAAGUUAACUAAGAACAUUGAUAAUAAUAGCGAGUCUAGUCCUCAAAAUAUUAAAUACUAACAACUAAAUAAGCUACACUAAAUGCAAACCAUAUCAAUCUUUAUUUUGCUAAAAUAUUUCUUUUCGGAGGCUUUAAUAGCAUCACCAGUUAAUUGAGAAUUAAUGUUAAUAAUAUUGUUUAUAGCCAAGAAAAAUAGGUUAUUGCAACUCUGAAACACACUGUGUUCUCCAUUGCUUUCUGUGAGCUAGUGUACUGUAAUUUCUUUGUUUGAGAUGUGUCUUUUUUGUUAUUUGGUUAUGAGUGGGGGAAUAGGGUUUGAAGAUUUUCAGGUACAAAUUUAUUAUUAAUACCUGAAUAUCAAAAAAUGCACUUGCAUUUUAAUGAGAACUUCCUCCUUUCUUGAAAAGACAAACCAAAAGAAGGUUUUAACUUGCCAGCUGCUGCCUGUUGUAUAGAUCUUCUUGAACCCUGCUGCCAACUGUGAAAAUGGUAAAAUGAUACUGUGUACUUCCCUUUGUGAUUUUUGUAUUGUUGGGUCCUUGAAUUUCAAAGUUUUCUUUUUGGGACUGAUAUACAAAAAAGGUGUUAAUGGUUAUCUCAAUCAGGGUACUACUUAAUAUCAACACAGUUAGGGUGAUCACAUAUGCGUCAAACAAAAAUCGUUCCAUCUUAUUUUGUUUUAAGUUUUAUGGUAAGUUGGAAAUGGCAUAUUUUUAAGAUUAUUAUUAUUGACAGUCAUGAAAAUAUAACAGACAUAAUUGCUUUUGGCUUCUGAACGAUGGCUGUGGCACACUGAAACAAAACUAACAAAUCAUUUAGCAUAAUUUACAUUAAACGCAAGGCAAAGACAUUAUGCUAUGAUUAUUCUGAGAUUACAUUGGAGCAAUAUAAAAGUAACAGAACUGAACAUAGUUUUAUACUUUUCAACAUAAAGUCACACAUUACAGAAAAUGUUUUAAGCACUGUAUAACAAAACAUAUUGUGAUUUACAUAAAACAUUGCACAGUUUUUUAAACCUGUGAAGCCAUUGGAAUGAUCUCCAGCUAAGGUUGUCCCAGAAGCAUGUCCCUAUAUUUAUCUUAAAGUUACUAUAUAUGUUGUCUCUUAGAAUAAAAUGACACACAUUUUAUAGUAAUAGAUGGCAUAUGCACACUACCUUUAGAUGUUUUAAGUGCAAGGCCAGCUCACACAUUACACAAAAUUAGCAGAAGAACAAAGUGAGAGGCUUGGAAAUCUUCACAUAACAGAUAUGUGAGACAGAAAUUGGGAACAUGACCGUUUAACGAUCUACAUUUUGUUUUAAAUACAUUGCCAAUGGAGCUUAAACUUAGUGUGGUCUUUUAAGCAAACAUAUUUCGUUUCAGAGUAAUAUUUACCUUUAGAUUCAUACUAAAAUAAAUGGCCUAAGAUGUCCAAAGUCUUAGACCUGUUAGGCUACCUGUUAAAAUUUAGUGCCUGUUGGAGUAGAAGAGAAGAAAAAAAAUUUAGUUUUCUCCACUUUAAGUUAUAUCACCAUAAUCAUGCAAUUGUAUGGAUAUGCAUUAUAUGUUGACUCUGCCACAGCGGGGCAUUCAUUGUUUUGUACGCCUGAAAAGCAAUAAUCACUCUGAGGUCCUGGACUAGCCAGGGUCUGUCCUGUAUAUAAAUGGAAGAAAAAUAGUGUCAAGUCCAGUGUGAAGCAGCCUUCAGCCAAAAGCACUUUCAGGAUGAGCCUUUAAAAUACUGUAUGUUGAGAAUAAUUUCAGAAUUUGUCUGAUUUCUGUCUUUAAAAUUAUUGUUUUAUCAUUGCUGAUAAUGCUAAUCAUUAAUUUCUUGUUAAUUAUGUUCUUAUAAAGACUGAAAUGAGCUCUGCUAAAAAUGUUUUUUCCCUGCUUUGAUUUAAAUGGUGCAAAUUUCUUAAUCACAAUUUUUAUAUGAGCAAAUGGAGUUUUAUUGUUUAGUAAACUACUAAAUUUUAUUUUUCUUGAUGCUGGGGUGCCUUUUGUCUACAACAGUGAGUACCAUUGAUUGAGAAAGUUUUUAGAUGUCGGAUUAAUUAACGUAAAGCCAGCUGUGUGCCAAAACAGAUGCGUCUGAUUUUGCUUAUUCAAAUUGAAUUUAAUCAAAGGCAACUUUAAUAAAAUUUCUUAAGCAGCUUGGUUUUUGUCUUCCCAUAUGAGUAAUUCAGAUUCUUAGUGUUUUUCAAUAUAUACUUGAUUUUCAUAUGUUGUUAGAAUUUACUAAACGUGACACAUUUUUAAAGUGAUAUCCUACCCCUUUGUGAAAUCUGUGGGAGCUAGCUAGUCAUGAUAGCUGAUUCAGGACAAUUGGCUUUCUAUUGUACAUUUUCGUUAAAGAAAAUUAUCACAAUUAGGUGAGGAAUGGAAAAGGCACUUGUGUGUUUUGCUGUGUUCAAGUAAAAAAUCCUCUACUAUUGUUAUAUGUGCUAAUAUAAAGUCGAGGGGAAUCCCCUCCUUUCACCUUCACCUCUGUAAUUGUGUCAAAAGAGUGCUUUUUUAUUUUUAAAAUGAAGAAAAGUAUUUGAUUGUCUGGUAAAGUUUUUAGUGACCUGGUUUUUGAGUCUUAAAUAUUUUAUAACAUGUUACACUUGAAGAUUGUAGUGUACAAAUCCGCAUUUCUUAAAAUGUAUGUUAUAAUGCAAUAAAUAAUUAUAUUACAUA